Messenger RNA from Cutaneotrichosporon cavernicola, 753 nucleotides. RefSeq lists its product as uncharacterized. The record is from RefSeq and is a predicted model, not a curated record. The coding region runs from base 1 to 753 and encodes 250 amino acids. The transcript has a single exon. Lineage: Eukaryota; Fungi; Basidiomycota; Tremellomycetes; Trichosporonales; Trichosporonaceae.
AUGACAAAGAACAAGCCCAUUCCUCCGCUCCUGGAGCCCAAGGAAUGCCUCACUCCAGUAUCGCUAACGCAGAUCCAUCACCUUCUCAACGAUAUCGAGUGCGGCUGCCCCCGCGAGCAACUCCUCGAGCUUCAACUCGAGGUUGUUCGCAACGCAAACGACCUCAUAAUGCAAGACUACCUCGACUUGAAGUACCGCGAGAAGCAGCUCUCAACCGACCUCGUGACCUCAGAAAACCGCGCGCAGUUUUCGGAGAUGGACCUACAGAUCGUGCGGAGCAGGCUCGAGGUCGCACUGGACAACAACACUAAAAGGGAUGAUUUGAUUGCUCGUGGUGCACGUGUAGUUGAGCAGCUUGAGAAGCGGCAUACCUUCGAGCUCGAUCUCGUUGCUAACGACGUACCCCUCCCAGCCGUUAUUAGUACUCGCCAGGCCUGCGUCGAGGAGGAGAAGAUGCGCUUCUUGGACAACGCCAAGGCGCUGUUCGACCUGCCGCCAAUCAAGGCCAUCGAAGCGUACGGAAACAAGGCUACCUCAAACCAGCCAGGAACCCACCUCCCCAAGUCAGAGACACAAGGGCAGCAGCAGCGGCUUCAAGACCCAGUCACCCCUCCCCGCCAGAUCGGCCGCCUCCAUGACUACGACCACAACGGCGCAGAGAUCGAGGUUUCUGGCCUAGAUGGAGCCAGGGUGCCUUUCCGCCGCUUACGCCUCGGCUACACCAGCCCACUUUCGCCCUGCCCCAAGCGUUGA